AUGGCCAGGUUGUGCAUCCCCUUUGAAGGUGCAAGGAAGAGGAAGAGAGGGGAGCAAAGCUUUGGGUUUGACUCGUUCUGUGACACAGGCAAUCCAACUCAUCUCACUGGCUCGUUCCACGACAAACUUAAAGCCCUCCGCAUGUUUGCCCACCCUGAAGCUGUAGCACAAGGAGAGCUGCAGUGCCAUUCUUUUCAGCUCGAACUGCAUCGCCAUCCUCCCACAAGUGUUCGACUGUUUGUCUUGGAAGAGGACGUAGAAACAUCAACCUGCCGUCGAUGUCGCUACUGCGUCUCUGUUGGUUGGGGUCACCACAUUAUUUGCAGCAAGAGAUUUCACUUUGUCUUACCCACCAAAGACACUUUGUCGGAGGUGCAGAACAUAUGCCUGCACUCCAAUGCAGAGUGGUCAAAGAAACCUACAGCAGGAUCGAAGCUGGUGAACACAAACCGCUGUUUGUUGCAUGGAGUCCUGCAUUCCAAUGGUUUUGGGCAUCUGCUUCUCAUCAAUGGCUUUGAAGGUGGUUCUCAUUUCGUUUCCGGUCAUCGGAUUAUGGAUUUGUGGGACAGGAUAUGCACAGCAUUGCAAGUCAGGAAGAUAAGCGUAAUCGAUGCAUCAACGAAGGGUAAAAUGGAGCUCAGAUUGGUCCAUGGUGUAGCCUAUGGUGAGCCGUGGUUCGGUCGAUGGGGAUACAGGUUUGGUCAUGGAAGCUAUGGAGUCACUGAACAGAUGUAUAAACGCUCUGUGGAUGCCCUCCACGCCCUUUCUCUCCGUCUUCUGCUUCCUCAUCUCGCUUGCUUCGGUCGUGAAAUCCCAGUUAUCGUCGGCAAGUAUCAGUCGCUCUGCAACCAAGUGCUGCUCACCUUAGGCGACCUGUUCCGCUUCAUGAUCGAGUUGAAGACGCGCCUUCCGCCCAACUCCAUGGAUUACCAUGGAGCCAUCACUGAAGCGUCGUGCAGGUGGUCGACGAAAAGGGUGGAGAUGGCGGCUCGAGUAAUCGUGGAGCAGCUCAAGAACUCCGAGCUGAGGUGGGUCACGAGGCAGGAGAUCAGAGACGCUGCGAGGGCACACAUCGGCGACACGGGAUUGCUGGACUACGUCCUGAAAACGCUGGGAAAUCACAUUGUUGGCAACUACGUCGUUCGUCGCACCGUGAAUCCGAUCACCAAAGUGCUGGAGUACUGCUUGGAGGACAUAUCCAAUGUGUUCACUGGCCAUGACAACUUAGCUUCAGGUAACCAUUCCAAGUCGAGGAUCAGGUUGCAGCUCACCAGGGCGCAGCUGACGAGAGACAUGCUCUACCUGUAUAAGCACAUCCUGAAGGAGCCGAGCUCAGCAGCAGCCACCGGCAUGCUCGAUGCAAUUCCGGUAGCAGUAAGGAUGGUCAUGGACACUAAGCAAUUGGUCAAGGAGUAUCAACAGGGACCGCCACCUGAGAAGGCCGAAGGUAGCCAUGGGUACUUGAAGCUUUCGUGCAGCAUCCGCAUGAAUGGAGCCGAUGUGGAGAGAACGCCACCACAUGAAACCGUGGUUGUUCCUGCUCACGCGACCAUCGGCGAGCUGAAGAGGGAGGUGGGGAGACACUUCAGGGCGGUGUACUGGGGACUGAAGAGCUUCGUUGCAGACUCCAUCGUCGGUGUCAGGUGCAGGGACUCGGACUUGGUCCAUGAACUGAUGCAAUCAGGAAGCAGCAUCGUGGUAGAGGGGAGGAUGGAGGGGGAUGACGGAGAGGAGAUUUACGAGGGUGGAAACGGUGGUAAUAAGAUCGUGGAUUGCCUGUGUGGUGGAAAGGAGGAGGACGGAGAGCGGAUGGUCUGCUGCGACAUCUGUGAGGUUUGGCAGCACACACGCUGUGUGGGGAUUCCGGACGAGGAUGACGUCCCUCCGGUCUUCCUCUGUGGUCGAUGCGAGAACGACAUGCUUGCCUUGAGGAAUUUGGCAUGACAUGCAAACAUGUAUCGUUAAUCCUCCAUUAAAACCUUCGAAACGGCCUUUGAAGGUUCAGCUUUUCCAAGGAAAUGGCAUCCCUUAAAGCCAUGAAUGAAUCAACGUUCAGUUCGACCAA
This is a messenger RNA of Musa acuminata AAA Group (dessert banana), 2065 nucleotides long. Its product is annotated as PHD finger protein PERSISTENT TAPETAL CELL 1. The transcript has 3 exons. The record is from RefSeq and is a predicted model, not a curated record. The coding region runs from base 1 to 1944 and encodes 647 amino acids. Lineage: Eukaryota; Viridiplantae; Streptophyta; Magnoliopsida; Zingiberales; Musaceae.